GAACUCAGUUGUGCCUGGAGAAUGAACAGCGGAUGAUGCUUGAGAUUUUCCUUAACUCAAAGCUUUUUGGCAACCGUGUGCGUUUGUCAAGGUCAAAGAGCAAAUAACGACUCCUACUCAUCACACGUCUUCUCUCAAUCAAGUUCCUGUUCUUUCCUCCACAACAAGAGCCCUGAAUGGAAGAUUAAGCGGAGACAUGCUUGAACAUCACUUCGGGCGGCGGAACAAAGGGAGCACUCACUCUCUCACACCAUCCCUCGCAGCCAUCCUGUCAGAAUGUUCUCUUCCGAGGAGCUGUGGAACUCCACCGAGCAGGUCUGGCUCAACGGCUCGGAGAGGGUGAACUUCUCUCUGGGAAGGCGCGAGAGCGACGACCACGAGGAGGAGGAUGGGGAUCAGCACCCCUUCCUCACAGAUGCCUGGCUGGUGCCCCUCUUGUUCUCCCUCAUCAUGCUGGUGGGUCUGGUGGGCAACUCGCUGGUCAUCUAUGUCAUCUCCAAACACAGGCAGAUGAGGACUGCAACUAAUUUCUACAUCGCAAACCUGGCUGCCACUGACAUCAUCUUCUUGGUGUGCUGCGUCCCCUUCACUGCCACCCUCUACCCCCUCCCUGGAUGGAUCUUUGGCAACUUCAUGUGCAAGUUUGUCGCCUUUCUACAGCAGGUGACGGUCCAAGCCACUUGUAUCACCCUGACAGCCAUGAGUGGAGACCGCUGUUACAUCACGAUCUACCCUCUGAAAUCUCUCCGCCACCGCACCCCCAGAGUAGCCAUGAUCGUCAGCGUCUGCAUUUGGAUCGGCUCCUUCAUCCUGUCCACCCCCAUUUUGAUGUACCAGCGUAUAGAGGAGGGAUACUGGUACGGUCCCAGACAAUACUGCAUGGAGAGGUUUCCCUCUAAAACACACGAGAGGGCUUUCAUCCUCUACCAGUUCAUUGCUGCCUACAUGCUCCCCGUCCUCACCAUCUCCUUCUGCUACACUCUGAUGGUGAAGAGGGUGGGUCAGCCCACUGUGGAGCCUGUGGACAACAACUACCAGGUGAACCUCCUAUCUGAGAGAACGCUAAGUAUCAGGAGCAAAGUGUCCAAGAUGGUGGUUGUGAUUGUCCUCCUCUUUGCCAUCUGCUGGGGACCCAUCCAGAUCUUCGUCCUCUUCCAGUCGUUCCAUCCAAACUACCGAGCAAACUACGUCACAUACAAGAUCAAGACGUGGGCCAACUGCAUGUCGUACGCCAACUCCUCUGUCAACCCCAUUGUUUACGGAUUCAUGGGAGCCAGCUUCCAAAAGUCCUUCAGGAAAACCUUCCCAUUCCUUUUCAAGCACAAAGUCAGAGAUAGCAGCAUGGCGUCAAGGACCGGCAACGCCGAGAUCAAGUUCGUCGCGGCAGAGGAAGGCAACAAUAACAACGCUGUGAAUUAAAAACGACAAUUCAAAAUAGGAGGAAUGAGAUUCACAAGGUCCAGAGCCGUUGCAUGAAGACAAAGAAAGACACGAUAAACAUCAGCCUCCAGAUCAUUGUGUGACUGAGACGUUUGGCAGACACAUUUAAUUUAUGUUCAUUAAUACAAACCGAUGUGGAGAAACAAAGACUCAUAAUACGCUUUGGAACAAUAUGUCAGCCUUUCCACUGCCAGAGCCGGGCGGCGUUGGCACAACGUGUCGUCCACGUAACCGAGGACAGACGUUCAUGUCUGUAGAAGAAAAAGGGAAGGUUUAAAACAUGGACAAAAGAUUCACAGGUCCUAAUCAUGUCUGCAGCUUGUAAAGUGUCCAGCAUUUGGACGGAUGAUGGUUAAAGACAGUUUAUGAAAACUGAAUGUACAUUUUGAAUUGAGUAUUCUAGAAUAGAUGCCCAUGGACAUGUUAUUGUUUUAAAUGUAUGUUGUUGCACCCGUCACUACAAAGAAAUAGAAUAAUUCAACG
Messenger RNA from Paralichthys olivaceus (Japanese flounder), 1923 nucleotides. NCBI's taxonomy places the organism in Eukaryota, Metazoa, Chordata, Actinopteri, Pleuronectiformes, Paralichthyidae. The record is from RefSeq and is a predicted model, not a curated record.